Molecule: messenger RNA, 2086 nt
Organism: Aspergillus pseudonomiae
Lineage: Eukaryota; Fungi; Ascomycota; Eurotiomycetes; Eurotiales; Aspergillaceae
Product: sugar porter family MFS transporter
Exons: 4
Coding region: 158-1750 (530 amino acids)
Biological process (GO): transmembrane transport; carbohydrate transport
Cellular component (GO): membrane
Molecular function (GO): carbohydrate:proton symporter activity
Source: RefSeq, a predicted model, not a curated record
AAGCAGUACAAAAACUCUGCCAUGACCCCCUUCCCCAUGGAGAGCGUGUAUCUCAUUUUUCUCUCCACCUCUCGUCCCAACCUCCUUCUCCUUGCGUAUUGAUCCACAGCCGAAGAAUCUUUCCCUAGAUUGACCCCAGUCCGUGUUGACAUUCACCAUGGGCUUCAUGUUGAAGAAGCCGGAUGAUGCCACGGGCUCUGCCGCCCCGGCUAUCAUGAUUGGAUUGUUUGUUGCCUUUGGUGGUGUGCUGUUUGGUUAUGAUACCGGCACCAUCAGCGGCAUUCUUGCCAUGCCGUACUGGCGCAAGCUGUUCUCCACGGGCUAUAUUAACCCGUCAGACAACUACCCCGAUGUGACCUCCUCUCAGUCCUCCAUGAUCGUGUCUCUCCUGUCUGCAGGGACUUUCUUCGGUGCGCUGGGCGCCGCACCCAUUGCGGAUUAUUUCGGUCGUCGGCUUGCGAUGAUCAUCAACACAUUUGUUUUCUGCUUUGGUGUCAUCCUCCAGACCGCUGCUACGGCUAUCCCAUUGUUCGUUGCCGGAAGAUUCUUUGCGGGCCUGGGUGUUGGAUUGCUGUCUGCAACCAUUCCUCUGUAUCAGUCCGAGACCGCUCCUAAGUGGAUCCGUGGUACCAUUGUUGGCGCCUACCAGCUGGCUAUCACCAUUGGAUUGCUGCUCGCUGCCAUCGUGAACAAUGCCACCAAGGGCCGUAACGACACUGGCAGCUACCGUAUUCCUGUCGCUGUUCAGUUCGCCUGGGCUAUCAUUCUGGUGGUCGGCAUGAUCUUACUCCCGGAGACGCCUCGCUUCUUGAUCAAAAAGGACAAGCACGAAGCAGCUGCCAAGGCUCUCUCGCGCCUUCGCCGCAUCGAUGUCAACGAUCCUGCUAUUGUGGAGGAGCUGGCUGAGAUCCAAGCCAACCACGAAUAUGAACUCAGUGUGGGCAACGCGAGCUACCUCUCUAUUCUUCGUGGCAGUAUCGGCAAGCGACUGGCCACUGGCUGUGCUGUUCAGGCUCUGCAGCAGCUGGCCGGAGUCAACUUCAUCUUCUACUACGGAACUACCUUCUUCGAGCACUCCGGCAUCAAGGACGGAUUCAUCAUUACUUUGAUUACCAACAUUGUUAACGUUGUUUCAACCUUCCCCGGUCUCUAUAUGGUCGAGAAGUGGGGUCGCCGUCCUCUUCUCCUGUUCGGUGCUGUCGGCAUGUGUGUGUCUCAGCUCAUCGUCGCCAUUGUUGGCACUGCCACCACCUCCGACGUCGCCAACAAGGUGCUGAUCGCUUUUGUCUGUGUCUACAUCUUCUUCUUCGCUUGCUCAUGGGGUUGCACCGCCUGGGUGGUAACUGGUGAGCUCUUCCCUCUGAAGGCUCGUGCCAAGUGUCUCUCGAUCACGACCGCCACCAACUGGCUCCUCAACUGGGCCAUCGCAUAUGCCACCCCUUACAUGGUCAACUCCGGCCCGGGCAACGCCAACCUGCAGUCCAAGGUGUUCUUCAUCUGGGGUGGAUUCUGCUUCAUUGCCGGUGUUUUCGUCUACACCUGCAUCUACGAGACCAAGGGCCUGAGUCUGGAGCAGGUGGAUGAGCUUUACGCCAAGAUUCCUGUGGCCUGGCGCUCCACGGAAUUCGUCCCAUCUGUUAGCUACGCGGACGUCCGGGACGUGGCUGCCGGCAAACUGUCCGGCAACCUCACUGAGCUGGAGGUCGACGCCCAGAUGAAGCGCGACCUGGAGCAUGUUGAGAAGGCCUAGAGCAUACGCCGGCGUUUGUGAAUUGGGUUUUGGGUUCGGUGUUUAUUUUCCUUCUUUCUUCGUUUCCAUGGUGCCUAUACUGCCUUUAUAUACCUAGCGAGUGGCGGUUCGAAACGUUAUCUUGGUGAUGAGAGACGUGGUAUGAUGAUUGGAUCACGAUCAGCUUGAAUAUCUUGUAUUAUAUAAUAUUCUUCUCGCACUGCUCUUUUGACCAAGGAUUAUCUUUUUCGAAGUUCAUCAUGGAAUUGUCUGUCAUCAGUCGUAGGUUACAACUCAACCGUCACCGUGCACCGUUUUGAGGAGAAAACAAAUAAAUAAACUGGCUCACGAUAUCAA